This is a messenger RNA of Vigna radiata var. radiata (mung bean), 600 nucleotides long. RefSeq lists its product as uncharacterized. The coding region runs from base 63 to 518 and encodes 151 amino acids. Lineage: Eukaryota; Viridiplantae; Streptophyta; Magnoliopsida; Fabales; Fabaceae. The record is from RefSeq and is a predicted model, not a curated record. The transcript has a single exon. Gene Ontology annotation, molecular function: enzyme inhibitor activity.
UAAUUUUCUCUCUCUUUUUCUCUCAAUGCUCAAGUGUCUCAAAUCUUGUCUCUGAAGCUUGCAUGGAGGCGUCGAAAUUUGACCAAGGUUUGAGCUAUGAUUUCUGUGUUGCAUACCUUUCCAAUUGGCAGGCACCAAGCAGAAACGUGGAAGAUUACUGGGUGAAGUCAAUUGAGUUACUGAAAUCCAACGGAACCAACAUGCUUUCCUUCAUUUCGAAGCUCUUGAACGACAAGAGAUUUAAUGAACGCACGAAGGAUAGCCUAAAAGGUUGCUUUGAUUCUUACAAGGAUACGAUGUCGGAAUUAGAUGCUGCUGUGGUUGCUUUCAAGGCCAAGGAUUUGGACACUGCUGGCAUCAAAGUGAGUGAAUCCUUAGAUACCCCACUUAUCUGUCAACGCUCAUUCAACGAUCCCAAAGGUAGAAACCUGUCUCCUUUAACAAACCUGAAUAACGCCUACUUCAAACUCAACGUAAUACCUCUCGUGCUCCUCCAAAUCUUCACCAAACAAUCCUAGUCAAUCUUCAACACCUGUUCCUACAUUCAUACUUCAAUAAACAAUCAGAUAAAGUUCCAUCAUUUAUUAUUUCGCUCUUUUA